UCAUAAAGAGCGAGCCCAUAUCAACAUCUUCUUCGAGUCAUCUUCUCUGCUACCGCCACUGAUUCAGAUUCAGAGGAAAUGGUGGAUUCUUGAAUCUUCAGUCUUCUUUCAGCCCUAAGCACAUGCUUUAGGGCUCUCAAACUACCACUAUCACUGAAAAAAGAAUUAUUAUUAUUAUUAUUAUUUAUUUUUUUGCUUGAAUCAAAUUCGGAAAAAGAAAAAAGAAAAAAAAGAAAUGGGUGGACAUAAGAGAAAACGAGGUCGAAAACCUAAAAGUCCAGCUAUAGAUACCAACACCAUGGAUUUUCAGCACACAAACUCCAAUGCUAACGCUAACCCCACCGUCGUCGUAGUCACCAGCCCAGCCCCUACCAUCGGGCACGACGUCGUUUCUGUUCCUACCACAGGAACCGCCGACGUAGGUGGUAGUUCCCAAUCUUCUCGCCGCGGUCGAGGCCGACCAAGAAAGACGGACAGCCAAACGGAAACGGAAGCACAGCGGCCCAAGAACAUAGCGACUUCACCGAAGCGCAAGAGCUCGAGAAUCAUCGACCAAAACGGAGACUCGGCCCACCACCACGCCUUGGCUCUGGUCGCUGAACCGCCAAUGACUGCGCCGAACUGGGAGAGCGUCGUGAGAAUGGUUCCAUCUAUGGACGCGGUGGUGAAGGUGUUCUGCGUGCAUUCGGAGCCGAAUUUCUCUUUGCCAUGGCAGAGGAAGAGGCAGUACAGCUCGAGUAGCAGUGGGUUUAUCAUUGGGGGCAGAAGGGUUUUGACCAAUGCUCAUUCCGUAGAGCACCAUACCCAGGUUAAGCUCAAGAAACGUGGGUCCGAUAUCAAGUAUUUGGCCACUGUGCUAGCAAUUGGUACUGAGUGCGAUAUUGCCAUGCUGACGGUGAGUAAUGAUGAGUUUUGGGAAGGAGUGUCGCCUGUGGAGUUUGGAGAUUUGCCUGCACUUCAAGAUGCAGUCACUGUUGUGGGCUACCCAAUUGGGGGUGACACAAUCUCUGUGACAAGUGGUGUUGUUUCACGCAUGGAGACUCUAUCGUAUGUUCAUGGAUCAACUGAGCUUCUAGGACUGCAGAUAGAUGCCGCAAUAAAUUCUGGGAACUCUGGUGGCCCUGCUUUCAGCGAUAAGGGAAGAUGUGUUGGUAUUGCAUUUCAGUCUCUUAAACAUGAAGAUGUGGAGAAUAUAGGGUAUGUCAUACCAACACCAGUCAUUAUGCACUUUAUUCAAGACUAUGAGAAGAAUGGAGCAUAUACAGGCUUCCCAGUUCUUGGGGUUGAGUGGCAGAAGAUGGAAAAUCCCGAUCUGCGCCUGUCAAUGGGGAUGGGACCCGAUAAGAAGGGUGUUCGUAUUAGAAGAGUUGAACCUACAGCUCCAGAGUAUCAUGCUUUGAGACCAUCUGAUGUUAUUCUUAGCUUUGAUGGUGUUAACAUUGCCAAUGAUGGAACAGUUCCAUUCAGGCAUGGAGAGCGAAUAGGUUUCAGUUAUUUGGUCUCUCAAAAAUACACUGGUGAUACUGCUCUGGUAAAAGUUCUUCGUAGUUCAGAGAUACUUGAAUACAAUGUGAAGCUUGCGACUCACAAGCGGCUCAUCCCAGCACACAUCAAGGGCAAACCUCCUUCUUAUUACAUUAUUGCUGGAUUUGUUUUUACUACUGUAUCCGUUCCAUAUCUGCGUUCUGAGUAUGGGAAGGAAUAUGAAUUUGAUGCUCCAGUCAAAUUGUUAGACAAGCAUCUACAUGCAAUGGCACAGUCCAUAGAUGAACAGCUUGUUGUUGUUUCUCAGGUUCUUGUAGCUGACAUUAAUAUUGGAUAUGAGGACAUUGUUAAUACCCAGGUUCUUGCUUUCAACGGUAAGCCUGUGAAGAACCUGAAGAGCUUGGCCAGCAUGGUGGAGAGCUGUGACAAAGAAUAUCUGAAGUUUGAUCUAGAAUAUGAACAGAUAGUUGUGCUUAAGACGAAGGCCGCGAGAGAAGCAACUCUGGAUAUUCUUGCGACACAUUGCAUACCAUCUGCUAUGUCUGAGGAUCUUAAAACAUCAUAGAUCUUAAAACAUGAUUGAUGAAGUAGAGAAGAUUACUCCUUUGAUAGCUAUCCUAGAAAAUGAUCUUUCCAUAUGCUGCCCUAUCUGAAUGUAAUUUUACACUACAUUAGCCUUGAUAGAGUCAAGGCUGGCUGUUCAUUCGUUAUUUUUUGUAGCAUUUAAUCAUCAGAUGAAUUUAGCCGAAGGUGGGUUUGCAUUGCCUUUUUGUGACAGAUGAUAUUCAUGUAACAGGGGUGAAAGAUCUUUUCUUAUUA
Messenger RNA from Ziziphus jujuba (common jujube), 2304 nucleotides. Its product is annotated as protease Do-like 9. The transcript has 9 exons. Gene Ontology annotation, biological process: proteolysis. Lineage: Eukaryota; Viridiplantae; Streptophyta; Magnoliopsida; Rosales; Rhamnaceae. Gene Ontology annotation, molecular function: protein binding; serine-type endopeptidase activity. The coding region runs from base 236 to 2050 and encodes 604 amino acids. The record is from RefSeq and is a predicted model, not a curated record.